CUCCCGGGCAGCCAAUGAAGGCGGCUUAGGGUGGCGGCAGGGAGGGGGAAUCCUGCUGCCUUUGCUGCUGCCCAGGAGCUCGCUCGCCAACUGCUCACUCCGUCUCUGGUCCUCCGGCAGCCCGGUUGUUGCGGGAGGGAACGCCGCCGUCGCCGGGAUCAUGCGUUAAGGCGCACGGCCGGGCACUGCGGCCGCGCAGGGAAAAUGAACUACCUGAACGUGUUGGCCAAGGCCCUCUACGACAAUGUGGCCGAGUCCCCGGACGAGCUCUCCUUCCGCAAGGGCGACAUCAUGACGGUGCUGGAGCGCAACACACAAGGCCUGGAUGGCUGGUGGCUCUGUUCGCUGCAUGGGCGGCAGGGCAUCGUCCCCGGCAACCGCCUCAAAAUCCUGGUGGGCAUGUACGACAAGAAGCAGCUGCCCGGCCCUGUCCAAGGGCAGCCUCACCCCUCACAACAGCCACAGCCUCCACCGCAGCCGGCGGAGCCGACAACCCUGGCUUAUCCUCACCAAGGGGGCUACACGCCACUGUCUCCCGCAUCUCAGUACACCCCUAUGCACCCCUCCUUCCUGCCCCAAGAGGACAAUGUCUACCUGGUGCCAGCACCCAGCAAGGCCCAGGCGGCCCUCCACCAGGCCAUGAUGCCCUCAGGCCAGUUCCAGUCUCCUCCGGGCAAGCAGGCCCCCGUCUACCCGAAACAGAGCCCCUCUCAAGGUCAGGACGUGUACCAGGUUCCAGCUGGAUCUGCCAGCCCACCCCAGGACAUUUACCAGGUCCCACCCGCUCCCACUGGGCUGGGCCAGGACAUCUACCAGGUGCCUCCUUCUCUGGAUGGGCGGGGCUGGGAAGCACCGAAGACCCAAGGAAAGGUGGUGCUCCCCACACGUGUGGGGCAGGUCUAUGUCUACGAUUCCCCCAAAGGAGAGCAGGAUGAGUAUGAUUUUCCCCGCCACCUCCAGGAAAUCUAUGACGUACCCCCAACGCGGGGCCUGCUGGUGAACCAGGGCAGCCAGGAGGUUUAUGACACCCCCACCAUGGCAAUAAAGGGCCCUAACAGCAGGGAUUUGGCUCAUGCCCAGGAGAUUUAUGAUGUGCCCCCCAGUGUGGAGAAAGGCCUGCAGGUGGUGUACGACAUCCCCCCGUCGGUGAGCAACGACGUCUCAGACGGCCCGACACGGGAGGAGACCUACGACGUGCCCCCUGCCUUCUCCAAGGCCAAACCCUUUGAUCCGUCGCGUCAUCCGCUCAUCCUGGCUCAGCCUCUGGUGCCGGCGGCAGAGCCUUACUUGCCGGAAGACGUCUACGACGUGCCACCGGCAGCCAGCAAAGGUGUGCCCAAGGCUCAGGAGAUCUAUGUCGUGCCACCCGGCCUGAGAAAGCUUGCAAGCCAGGAGGUGUACGACGUGCCACGAGAGCUGCCUGUCGGCAGCAAAGGCGGGGAAGGCGACUACAUCUAUGACGUGCUGCCCCAGGUGGACCGGGAAGGCAAGGCAAGCGACGGCAAGCGCCUCUCGGCCUCCAGCACGGGCAGCACCCGCAGCAACCUCUCCAGUUCCUCUCUGGACACGGUGCCCGUCAAGGAGGCCCCAGACAAGGACUUGCACCUCAACCAAGAUGUUGCCAUGGAGACGCUGGCCCGGCUCCAGAACAACGUCAGCACCGCCGUCUCCUACCUCAUGUCGUUCAUCAGCGGCAGCUGGCGCAGCCCUGAGCAGAUGGAGGCGCAAGCGGGCCACAUCCAAGGGGCAGCCGAGAGCAUCAAAGGGGCACUCAGGGAACUGCUGGAAUUUGCACGCGGCGCCGUGAGCAGUGCUGCCCAGGCCUCAGACCGCUCCCUCUACUCGAAGCUCAGCAAGCAGGUGCAGAAGAUGGAGGAGGUGUACCAGGCGCUGCUGCGCCACACCCAGGCCUUGGACAGCUGCGGCUGGGCCCCCAGUGCCCUCGUGCCCAGCAAGCUGGGUGGCCCAGACGACCUCGAGCAUUUGGUCAUGUACUCGCGGGGGGUGCCCGAUGACACCAAACAGUUGGCCUCCUUCCUGCAUGGCAAUGCCUCCUUGCUCUUCAAACGGACCAAGGCUCCCCCGGCCUCCUUGGGGGACGGCAGCCUCACCCACAGUGCCCCGACUGACAAGGCAAGCAGCAUCCAGUCCCGGCCCUUGCCCUCUCCGCCCAAGUUCCUGGCCCAGGACUCGCCAGAAGGGCAGUACGAGAACAGCGAGGGCGGCUGGUUGGAAGACUAUGACUACGUCCACCUCCAGGGAAAGGAAGAGUUUGAGAAGACCCAGAAGGAACUGCUUGAGAGAGGCAACAUCAUCCGGCAAGGGAAGGGGCAGCUGGAGCAGCAGCAGCUGAAGCAGUUUGAGCGUCUGGAGCAGGAAGUCACGCGGCCGAUCGACAACGACCUGUCCAGCUGGACGCCGCCACAACACUACACCCACGUGCGGGGGGGUGGCACGGCCCUGUGCCCCUCUGACCGGCAGCUGCUACUCUUCUACCUGGAGCAGUGCGAAGCCAACUUCACCACGCUGACCAAUGCUGUGGACGCCUUAUUCACGGCUGUGAGCGCCAACCAGCCGCCCAAGAUCUUUGUGGCGCACAGCAAGUUUGUCAUCCUGAGCGCCCACAAGCUGGUCUUCAUCGGGGACACUCUCUCGCGCCAGGCCAAGGCCCAGGACGUGCGCCACAAGGUCACCCACUACAGCAACCUGCUUUGCGACAUGCUCAAGGAGAUUGUCGCCACCACCAAGGCGGCUGCUCUCCAGUACCCGUCUCCGGCGGCCGCCAAGGACAUGGUGGAGCGGGUCCACGAGCUGGCAAACAGCACGCAGCAGUUCCGGAUGGUGCUAGGGCAACUCGCGGCCAUGUGAAGGGCCCCUCGGCCUUGGAUGGGGAAGAGGCCUGUCGAGGAGGCUUCCCCAGGAACGGACGGUAAACACUUCACCAGACUCUCCUGCUGAAGGAACUCUACCGGGGGAGGGCCAGGGGGGUUGGCUGGCUGGCUGCUCCCUCCCCCACCCCCUCUGUAGACACUGACUUUUUUGCCAGCAGGUCCCAGAAGUCCAACGUGGGCCCUGUCCUGCUGGGGCCAACAAGGGAGGAUAUUUACGGCCCUGAUGGCAGCUGGGGAGGGGAACAGAAGGCAAAUAAUAAUUAUUUUCCCCCUGUUUGAUUCUGAAAUGGUGUGGCUAAUGAGCACUAUUUAAAUCAAAUAAAGAGACAUAGAAUCCAAGCAAUUAGGGGGCAAGGGAGAAAGACGGGUGUCUGUG
This is a messenger RNA of Rhineura floridana, 3267 nucleotides long. It is a transcript of the gene BCAR1, whose product is annotated as BCAR1 scaffold protein, Cas family member. Gene Ontology annotation, cellular component: cytoplasm; focal adhesion; plasma membrane. The transcript has 7 exons. NCBI's taxonomy places the organism in Eukaryota, Metazoa, Chordata, Lepidosauria, Squamata, Rhineuridae. The record is from RefSeq and is a predicted model, not a curated record. Gene Ontology annotation, molecular function: protein binding. The coding region runs from base 205 to 2868 and encodes 887 amino acids. Gene Ontology annotation, biological process: cell surface receptor protein tyrosine kinase signaling pathway; cell migration.